UAUAUUCAAAUAGGAUCCGAGCACAUGCUAAUACAACCAGUAAAUAAGUCGGAGACCUCCUUUAGUGGAAAAGAACACUUCAUCAGGCGUAGACGAUCUACGAAAUCAAGCCAUCCCGUGACGCUGCAAGUUCCUGAUGAGCACUGCAAGGUUGUAGCAGAAAAGAAGAGACAAAAGAAGAUGAAAUCAACUAGUGACUGGAGAGAGAGAAGGAACGCCAUUCGACUUACCAAUGAGUACACAGUAGAAACUCUGGUGGUGGCAGAUGCUGAUAUGGUCCAGUACCAUGGUGCAGAGGCUGCCCAAAGAUUCAUCCUCACAGUUAUGAAUAUGGUGUACAACAUGUUUCAGCAUCAAAGCCUUGGAAUUAAAGUCAGCAUUCGAGUGACCAAGUUAGUCCUGCUUCGAAACCGUCCUGCAAAAUUGUCUAUCGGGCAUCAUGGAGAGAGGUCUCUGGAGAGCUUUUGUCACUGGCAAAAUGAAGAAUAUGGUGGAGCAAAAUACCUUGGUAACAACCAGGUUCCUGGUGCGAGGGAUGACACCCCUCCUGUGGAUGCUGCUGUUUUUGUAACCAGGACAGAUUUCUGCGUACACAAAGAUGAGCCUUGUGACACUGUGGGGAUCGCUUACCUGGGAGGUGUCUGCAGUGCCAAGAGAAAAUGUGUUCUUGCUGAAGACAAUGGUCUCAAUCUGGCAUUUACAAUUGCACACGAACUUGGGCACAACAUGGGAAUGAGCCAUGAUGAUGAUCAUCUGUCCUGCGCAGGGAGAUCUCAUAUUAUGUCUGGAGAAUGGGUGAAGGGCAGGAACCCCAGUGACCUUUCCUGGUCUUCGUGCAGCCGUGAUGAUCUUGAAAACUUCCUAAAGUCCAAGGUCAGCACCUGUUUGCUGGUAACAGACCCCCGAAGCCAGUACGCGGUGCGGCUCCCUCACAAGCUGCCGGGAAUGCACUACAGCGCAGAUGAACAGUGCCAGAUCCUCUUUGGGACCAAUGCUACAUUCUGUAAGAAUAUGGAGCAUUUGAUGUGUGCUGGGCUCUGGUGCCUGGUGGAAGGAGAUACAUCCUGUAAAACAAAGUUGGACCCCCCUCUGGAUGGCACUGAAUGUGGCGCAGACAAGUGGUGCCGAGCUGGGGAGUGUGUCAGUAAAACUCCCAUCCCCGAGCAUGUUGACGGAGACUGGAGCGUGUGGAGUCAGUGGAGCAUGUGCAGCCGGACCUGUGGCACAGGAGUGCGGUUCAGACAGCGGAAAUGCGACAAUCCCCCCCCGGGGCCAGGUGGGAAGAACUGCCGGGGAGCCAGUGUGGAGCACACCGUGUGCGAGAACUUGCCCUGCCCUAAAGGUGUGCCAAGCUUCAGGGACCAACAGUGCCAGGCCCAUGACAGAUAUACCAACAAGAAAAAAAGCCUCCUGACGGCUGUCGUCAUUGAUGAUAAGCCAUGUGAGCUCUUCUGCUCUCCGCUGGGGAAGGAUUCCCCUGUGCUGGUGACAGACAGAGUCCUUGAUGGUACUCCAUGUGGGCCCUACGAGACUGACCUCUGUGUACAUGGCAAGUGCCAGAAAAUUGGCUGCGAUGGAAUCAUUGGCUCAGCUGCCAAAGAGGAUCGCUGUGGAAUCUGCAGUGGUGACGGCAAAACCUGUAAAGUGGUGAAAGGCGACUUCAACCACACCAAGGGGAUGGGUUACAUCGAAGCAGCUGUGAUCCCUGCAGGUGCCCGGCGGAUCAGAGUGGUUGAGGAUAAACCUGCUCACAGUUUUCUGGCUCUAAAAGAUUCCAGUAAGAGAUCCAUUAACAGCGACUGGAAAAUUGAGCUUCCUGGUGAGUUUCAGAUCGCAGGCACUACUGUCCGGUACGUGCGAAGGGGUCUGUGGGAGAAAAUCUCUGCCAAAGGACCAACUAAAAUACCACUGCACUUGAUGGUGCUGUUAUUUCACGACCAGAAUUAUGGAAUUCAUUAUGAAUACACCAUUCCUGUAAACUAUACUGCUGAAAACAGAAGCGAGCCAGAAAAGCAACAGGAUUCUUUGUACAUUUGGACACACAGUGGAUGGGAAGGGUGCAGUGUGCAGUGUGGAGGAGGUGAACGAAAAACCGUAGUGUCCUGUACUCGAAUUAUUAACAAGACUAUGACACUGGUGAACGACAGUGAAUGCCAACGAGUGAAUCGCCCCGAGCCCCAGGUCAGGAAAUGUAACACACACCCCUGCCAAUCACGGUGGGUGGCUGGGCAUUGGAGUCCGUGCUCUGCCACUUGCGAGAAAGGUAUCCAGCACCGGGAAGUGACCUGCGUUUAUCAGUUGCAAAAUGGCACCUACGUUAACACGAGAGACCUCUACUGCCUCGGCAACAAACCAACAACUGUACAAAGCUGUGAAGGCCGGGACUGCCUUUCUAUUUGGGAAGCAUCAGAGUGGUCAAAGUGUUCAGCAGACUGUGGCAAGGGGAUCCAGAAAAGAACAGUGACGUGCACAAAUUCUCAAGGAAAAUGUGAUGCAGCCACCAGGCCAAGAGAUGAGGAAGAGUGCGAGGAUCACACAGGCUGUUACGAAUGGAAAACAGGAGAUUGGUCUAAGUGCUCCGCAACUUGUGGGAAGGGUCUCCAGUCACGCGUGGUACAGUGUAUGCACAAAGUUACCGGGCGCCAUGGCAAUGAGUGCCCUGUCCUGUCCAAGCCAGCGGCCUACAGGCAGUGCCACCAAGAGGUCUGCAAUGAGAAGAUAAAUGUCAACACAAUUACCUCGCCCAGACUUGCUGCUCUCACGUACAAGUGUACAGGCGACCAGUGGACAGUGUACUGCAGGGUGAUCCGGGAGAAGAAUCUGUGCCAAGACAUGCGGUGGUAUCAGCGCUGUUGCCAGACUUGCAGAGACUUUUAUGCAAACAAGAUGCAGCAGAAGAGUUAAUGAACCUGUGCUACUUCCUAGGGUAUUACAGCUAUUUGUAUGUAAAUCAUGGACUAUUAGGUCUGAGUACUGGAACUUAAUGAAUUGCUACAAUGUGGUGGAUUCCAAAGCUUACCUAAUAAGACUUGAAACUAGUUCUACAGACUGGAUACCAAAGUAAUCCACUCAUCCACCUUAAAAAAACACGCAGAAAAGAGUCAUCUCAAGGAGCCAAUCAUUUUAUUGUGUUUUGACAUCCUUACCUUUUUCAUUAAUGCUUUUUACUUUAAUAUAUUAAAUUACCAGCCACUGGAUGGCUUGCUACCAUUAAAGAAAAGGACAAGAGUUGCAAAGUGAUUACAUUGACUAAGGUUAUGGGUACCUCUGUGGAGGAAGGCCUCUGGCAAAAUAAUUCAGCAAAGGUAGAGACAUUGCUUAAUCUUUCAGUCUUGGCUUUCAUCUGAUGUUUUUAAUUCCCAACAGUUAUCCUGCUGUGGAGUGGGCUUGGAGGGACACACAUAAAUGAAAGGCUUAAUUUAAAGAGAGGAUUUGCUAUAAAAGCUUGUGAAAACUGAUAGCAGAGGAUGGACAUCUCUGAAAUUCCUGCAGAAAGGCAAUAGCAUCCAACAUUCCACGUCAAAUUUUUAAAACCAAUAGGGACUGUUCUUUCUCAUUUGGAAAAAAAAUCCUCUCUUUCUCUCUCAUUUUCCUAGAAAAAUGUACAAUUCCUUUAUGAAGCCUAUUUUUUCACUGAGCUUAAUGAAGUGGAAGCUUAUUAACAGCAGUAGACAGUCAUUUUAAAGCAAAAACUACUUGCAUGAGAUAGGAGAAGCCAGAAAUCAUUUCAUCCAGUAGUUCACUGGGGAAUUGCUUGGUUUCAUCUCUGCUCUCCAGUUUUUAGAAGUCGAUGUGAUAAUGAGCCUGAAUGUUAUUUUUAAGAGGACUGUGAAACUGGAUAGCGUUGGUACAGAAACAGGAUGUGGACAAGCCUUUGUAUGAAGGCUGGACUGGAGAGCAAAACAGGUGUUUCCCAUCUCUUGGCUCUUGUAUCCAUCUGAGGUUACAUAGCCCUUUGAGUCAAAAGUACUGAUUGAUAUAGGACAUUCAAAGUGAAAUCUUGGGCUUGUUGAAGCCGUAAGGCUAAGACUGCUGUUGCCUUCAGCAGAGGUUAGGAUUUUGCUCACUGUAUUUUAAUGCUUCCUGUCUCCCUUUUGUGGUGCUAUCAGGUUUGGUGCUAUCAGAUUGGUGCUAUCAGAGCACUUGGCAAGUGCUGCAUAUAUGAUAUUCUCUUCCAUGUUUCUGCACUUUAAACCAAACUCCUCUCUGAGAUAUAAGACUUGAAAUGGGAGCGCUACGCAGGGCAGAGUUUGUCCCCUACAUUAGUCCUACAGAUCAAUGUCUCUCUGUCAUAUCUUGCUCUAACAUGUAUCAUUUCCCUUGCCAGGCUCCAAGGCCAGUUGUGCAGUGGUUAAGUUACAGCCCGCUCUUCGUGAUACGAACAGAGCCUUUUGCAUGAAUCGCAGCUUUGUACUCGCUCUAGAACUGGGUGUUACUGUUUCAGUCUUUGAAAAGGAGCACAAGACUCAGCUCAGCUCCUACUGCAGCCCCUGGGCCAGGCUGCAUUGCAGCUCGCGCCUGUCCUCAAGUUGUCAUUGUUGCUGUUUCUUUUUUCCAGCAUUGGGAGGGAUAAAGACUCUUAGGCCCUAACAUGUUUUUAAAGCAACUAUUUCUUUCUUAUUGCAAACCUUUCAAUAUCCAGGACCUCACUGGCAUAACUCAUUAGCAUUUUAUUAUGAGCUAUGUUUUUCAAGCAUAGAGAUCUAAUCUUCAGCAGCAAACUGAUACUGUGUGGGCAUCACGUUUGCAUCUGUGCUUGUCAGCGCAAAUGAGCGUGCGUACACACAAGUGCUGGCCUGUAUGCACAAAGGCACGUUUGCACACAGCUUUCUCUCAAGCGUCUGUCUCAAACAGAUCUGCUUUCCCAUGUCCCAGAUGAUUUUCUCCAUCAGGGAAAUGAUUCUCACUUGGUUUUUGUUAUACUGGAUGCUCUUUUGGCAUCCUAAAGUCAGGAUCAGACCUCUUUCUUCUGUUAUCGCCACCCUGUAGCCCAAAUGCAGAGUGGUAUUAGUGGUAUUAGUGGUUGUGUAGUCCCGUAGGAAAUAAUGGGUGAAAAGGGUGCUGGCUGGCAAUGGUGACAGGGAAGUUUUCGGCAACACCACAGUGAUAUCCAGUAAUUAGUAAGUAGACGAGCUGCUAAUGAGAAAGUGCCAGAGAGAUCAGAUACAGCCCAACAGACCUGCUUUAUAUUCGGAUUUACCAGGGGUAGUUUUCCCUCUUGCCUGGUGCCAUGCCCUGCAGGCGCGCAGCCCUUGCUGGCUCUUGCAGUGGUUUGGCAGAGCACAGGCCCUUUCCAUCCUUCUUUAGGUUUGGCGCUCGCUGCUGUUUUCCUUUUAUUGGGCAACAUAUACCCAUGAAGGGGCCUGGCUAGGUGAAACGCUACCCCCUUGCUGAUCAUUUUUGACAUUGCUAGCGUUAGAUUGGGCUGUUGAAGGGUUUGCCACCAGGUUUUUCUGUCAUCUUGGAAGAAUAAUACAUGUAUUUAUUAUUAAUGGAAAUCAAAGGUGUUUUUAAAUAACAAAGAUUUUUUUUUUCCUUCUGGUGCUGACCUGGUGCCCUCCCUAGGCAAUAGGUGGCCACCUAGGAGGGUGCGUAGAAGAGGAAAGAUUUUAAUUCUUAUUUUUCCCUAAUCAUUCACUGCUGGCCGCUGUCCAAAACAGGAUGCUGGACUAGUUAGACCUGUGGCUUGUCCCAGUGCAGUAGGUUGUGGACUUCAAAAGACAUUUGGGUCAAAGUUCUGGCUCCUGUCUAAGGAGACAUGGAUUUAUAUUUUUGAAUGUCUGAGCACUGAAAAACACCUCACUUGCUCUCCCAGUCCACAGACUAGCAUGCAUCCCUUUUUUUUAAAAAUAAGAAACCAUCAUUAAUUAAAAACUGAUGACACAACACAGCUCAAUUUUAUUACAUUCUCUUCAUCUGGGGACAACCCUCCCAUUUUAUAAUGGCCAGAAAAAUGGGGGAACAAAGUUUAAUUCUGUUCAAUACUCCUGCACUUCUGUUUUGUAUAAUUUUAUAGGAGCUUGUCUAUGAAUUUACAGCUAUGCUCUGCCCUCAGUUACUACAUACUGGGGAAAAGAAAGCCGUUUGUUUCAGUGCAUCUAUGACAAUACUUUUUUUUAGUUGUUGUUCGUAAGAGAUUGACGCUCUUUUGAUUACAGUGGUGGUAUUUCCAUAUUGUAAACAAUACUCUGUACUGUUACUAAAGUACUGUACAUUUCUAGUUGCACAAUUGUGUUAUUGAGUGUAGAUUCUCACUAUCUCAUGUAUGGUGCUAUUUUUUGUUGGUGGAAAAGAAUCUUAGCAGUCGAUUAUUGCUUGAUAUUUUAUUAUAAUACAGGGAUAUAUCCUCCAUGGCAAUAAUAUCAUUUAAGUUUUUCAUUACAGAGUGAAAUGUAUAUAUUUUUCCAUUAGUUAAUUUGCAUAUGUACUGUAUCCAUGGUAAUUUUCUUUUUGGUGCUGGUUAUAAAUAGAAAAGAUAAAGACAGUCAAACUGAAUGGAACCAGUUGUAAAUGAAAAUCAAAAAAAAAGAAAAGAGGAUCAUUCCAUUUUGAA
Struthio camelus australis is the source of this 6553-nucleotide messenger RNA. NCBI's taxonomy places the organism in Eukaryota, Metazoa, Chordata, Aves, Struthioniformes, Struthionidae. The record is from RefSeq and is a predicted model, not a curated record.